This is a messenger RNA of Arabis nemorensis, 234 nucleotides long. Lineage: Eukaryota; Viridiplantae; Streptophyta; Magnoliopsida; Brassicales; Brassicaceae. The record is from the annotation of a GenBank genome assembly.
AUGGUUUUGGCUGAGAUGGUUUUUUACCGUGCUUGUUUAGCCUUUCUGAUGGUUGGGUUGCAGGCCCGUUACCGGAUUUCUCUGGUGGAAAAGCUUUGUAUUUCCCUGGGCUUUGCUGGCUCUGGGAGGCUCAGCCAUGGGCUUGUGCAGCGACGGUACUCUAUCGGUGCCCUUCGGAUAGCUUUGUGCUUCUUUUGUUUUGUUGAUUCUGGUUCCCUCCACACUUUGGUUUAA